Messenger RNA from Zootermopsis nevadensis, 2129 nucleotides. Its product is annotated as mitochondrial disaggregase. Lineage: Eukaryota; Metazoa; Arthropoda; Insecta; Blattodea; Termopsidae. Gene Ontology annotation, biological process: cellular response to heat. Gene Ontology annotation, molecular function: ATP binding; protein binding; ATP hydrolysis activity. Gene Ontology annotation, cellular component: cytoplasm; mitochondrion. The record is from RefSeq and is a predicted model, not a curated record.
GAUGUUCAUGGAAUGUACAUGAAUAAGUGCAUCACUAUACAGAGGGAAAUUUAAUAAGCAAAUUGUGCACUUUCCUCUAAAUCAAAUUUGUGACAUAAGCGACAACAGCUUCAAUAUGGUUGUAAGGUCGUGGUUACGAAAGGGUUUACUUAAUAUAGUAAAGUAGUUCGGUGUUAUUCUUAUUUAUUAGUAGGCUGUGUAGGUAUGUAUACAUUUAGACAAUUUGGAAGAAAUGGUCUGAAACUGUUUUGGAUCUUUGCGAGGAAACGUGCAAAAUUCAGUAGUGCGUUUCGUAGUAAUUGUCUUUGGCGAUGUCAGAACAAACGUUGUGGCUUGUUGCCAAUGUAUUUACCAAGAAACACGGCGUGUGUUUGGGACAUAGAAGCCAGUGAAUAUUCAGAAGAGUUUCAGAAGCGACAUGUGCCAUUAUUAUUAUCAAGUGGUGUGGCCCUUAUUCUGGCAUUGUGCUCGGAGCGAUCAAAAGACAAGCAGUUAUUCCGUGCAGCAAAGUAUGGAAAUGCAGAAGAAAUUGAGAGUUUAAGCGCUGGAGGUGUAGAUGUUAACAUACGCCAUCGUCUUGGUUGGACGGCCCUGCAGGUGGCAGCAGUUAACAAAAAUGUGGAGGCUGUGAGAGCUCUGUUGAAAGCAGGAGCUGAUCCAAACUUGGGUGAUGAAUUCAAAGGUGCUCACAGAACUGGAAUUGAAAUGGGUCUUCAUGCUGUGGAUGUUACUAUGAUAAGGGAGCAUGAGUUCAGUGAUGUGCUGAGCAAUCGUGUAUCUUUCCGUGGCUUCACGUCACUGCAUUAUGCAGUAAUAAUUGAUGAUAUUGAAGUUGUUAAGGCCCUGCUUGAAGGAGGGGCAGACCCAACAAUCAAGAAUGAUUCGGGAAAUAUUCCUGUUGAUCUUGCAGAUUCUGCAGUAAUCAAAGAUAUGCUACUCAAAUCAUCUGUUCAGUUCAAGGAAAUGCAGUUGAAGAUAGAGGCGGAGGAGAGACUUAGGUUUCCACUGGAACAGCGACUUAAACAGUACAUUGUGGGACAGGAAAGUGCAAUUACAACCGUAGCGUCAACUAUCCGCAGGAAGGAGAAUGGUUGGAUAGAUGAACAACAUCCUCUGGUUUUUCUAUUCUUGGGAUCUUCUGGUAUUGGGAAAACUGAGUUAGCAAAACAGCUUGCCAAGUAUCUGCACAAGAAGAAGGACAAUGCCUUCAUACGCAUUGACAUGUCAGAGUACCAACAAAAGCAUGAGGUUGCAAAGUUGAUUGGAGCUCCACCUGGUUAUGUUGGACAUGAUGAUGGAGGCCAGUUGACCAAGAGACUUGCUAUGUUUCCAAAUGCCAUUGUCUUGUUUGAUGAAGUUGAUAAAGCACAUCCUGAUGUUCUGACUGUCCUUUUGCAACUGUUUGAUGAGGGGCGUCUCACAGACGGGAAAGGACAAACAAUUGAGUGCAAGGGUGCAAUCUUCAUAAUGACUUCAAACCUUGCUAGUGAUGAGAUAGCACAGCAUGCCUUAGAGUUGCGCAAGGAAGCAAAACACAUAACAGAUAAUAGACUUGAAGACAAAAUAGAUGAUGGUGAGGUGCCAGAAAAGAUCACCGUAUCUCGAAACUUCAAGGAAAAUGUAGUGCAGCCAAUCCUCAAAUCUCAUUUUCGGCGAGAUGAAUUUCUGGGUCGAAUCAAUGAAAUUGUGUACUUCCUACCAUUUUCUCGUUCAGAACUUCUUCAGCUUGUUGCCAAGGAAUUGAAUUUCUGGGCUCGAAAGGCUAUGGAAAAACACAAAAUAAAGCUAAUAUGGGACCAUUCAGUACUGGCAGUCCUUGCAGAUGGUUAUGAUGUUCAUUAUGGUGCACGCUCCAUAAAGUAUGAGGUGGAGCGUCAGGUGAUUAAUCAGCUUGCAGCAGCCCAUGAACGAGGUAUAAUUGGACAUGGCAGCACUGUGAAAUUAGCAGAGUUGCCUGCUUCAGGAACAGGCAGUAGUACCAUCAAAUUAUGGGUCAAACAGAAAGAAGGCAUGGAUUACAUUGAUAUUGAAGAGGAAAGAGAUUUAAAAUCUCCAUUUCUGUAGUUACAGUUGUGACAUUCAACAUAAUGUAAAAUAUUGUUAAUAAUAUUUAAGACCUCACUGUUGCA